This is a messenger RNA of Drosophila persimilis, 1569 nucleotides long. RefSeq names its product cytochrome c1 (gene Df31). The transcript has 3 exons. NCBI's taxonomy places the organism in Eukaryota, Metazoa, Arthropoda, Insecta, Diptera, Drosophilidae. The record is from RefSeq and is a predicted model, not a curated record. The coding region runs from base 221 to 769 and encodes 182 amino acids.
ACGUUCUCCUGUGGCAAAAAUCUCCAGCAGUCAACGACUUCAUAGCUCAGCUACUGAGAAAGGCAAUUGCAGCAAAUUUCUAAAAUUUGGUGAUUUUGUUUGGAAGCAAGUGUUGUUUUUUUGCAUUUCGGCGAGUCGUGUUUUGCGUAGACCGAGACCCAAUAUUUUAAACGUGUUUUUCGCGCUUCGCUUUCGAAACCAAAACCAACAGUAAAUCAAAAUGGCUGAUGUGGCUGAGCAGAAAAAUGAGACCCCUGUUGUCGAGAAGGUGCCCGCUGAGGAAGUCGAUGCCGUGAAGAAGGAUGCUGUCGUCGCUGCUGACGAAGCAGCCGUCGAGAAGCCAACCACCACAGAGAACGGUGCCGCCGAUGAGGAGAGCAGUGCCAAGGAGAACGGUGCUGCUGCCCCCGCUGCCGAUAAGGCCGAGAAAGUCGCCGCCGAUGCCGUUGAUGGCGAGAAGGCUGCUGAGACUCCUGCCGCCGAAGCUGCAGAGGAGAAGAAGAAGGACGAGGAGGCGGCAGUCGCCGGCGAUGAGGCCAAGGAGAGCAGCGAGGCAGCACCCGCUGCUGUUGAGAACGGAGCCGAGGAAGCAGCCAACGGUGACUCAACAGACGCGCCCGUCGUCGAGGCAGUGAAGCGGAAGGUGGAUGAGGCCUCCGCCAAGGCCGAUGAGGCCGUUGCCACCCCCGAGAAGAAGGCGAAGCUGGACGAGGCCAGCACAAAGGAUGAGGUUCAAAACGGUGCCGAGGCCAGCGAAGUGGCUGCCUAAAUGGUGCUUCGUAUCGUUCCCGGUCUGCACCAGCCGCCGUACACACACAUUACUCGUACAUAUAAAUUACUUACUAACACUAAACAAGAACACACACACACACGAACACACAAAUGAACGCCCGCUCCCCCCACACGCACACCUCUGUGGGUACCGGCAAGCUUGAUAACGUUUGACACAUGUUUGGUUGGAGCGCUCGAGUGUGCUUGUGCGUGCGGGGGGUUCGGGCGCGCAAUUCUCUUUAAAAAUCCUGCAAUGGGAGCGUAGUCUUAAAGCGUCCCGAUUGUCUGUCUCUCUACUAACAAAUAAACCAACAAACAAACAAAACAACCAACAAAAAUUAAGAUGAAGAAAAUCCAUUAUCAUUUAAAAACCUUACUUAACUUAACUUUAAAAAAACGUAUAUAUAUAUAUAAAGCAAACGAUUAAGAAAGAACAAGCAAAAGUAAGAUGGCGAGACGGAACCCCUCUAUGUUUUAAGAUAAAGUUGUAAACGAAAAGCGUCAUUUAAUAAUUGUAAUAAAUACGAAGCAAAAGGAAAAUCCUCCCCAUUAUAUAAGACCAUGUGACAAAAAAAGAGCAUAAGCAUAUUUUUUCUUCUCCUAAUUUUACUGGUACGAUCCUAUAAUGUUUAUUAAUAUUUAUAUAUAUAUAUAUAUAUAUCAAGUUCAAAAACAAUUGCGAAAACAGCCAACUGCCACGCCCCCCGCACACAAACGCUGGCAAAAGAAAAAAAAAAGAACUUGAGAAAAAUUCGUAUAUAUAGAAACAAUAAAACCGGAUAAGAAAUUACAUUUUUA